AUGGCGUUGCAGAAAUCUGCCACGAGUACAUAUGUGAUGAUUGCCGAUGAGGAAGCCUUUCAGACUGGAGGUCCCCGUAUGUUAUAUUUGGAUGGGUUUCGAAACAUCAUUCGUGAGGGUCGCUUGGAUACCGAGAUCGAUGAUAUUUUUAAUGUAGUCGGCGAUUGGAUGGAAACUAACGAUCUAUUGCAAGGCUCGACGGUCGGCGAGAAGUAUCGAGUCAAUGGCGACUUGGGUAGGUAUUCAUACCAGUUGACCGAAGAAGAUCUUGCAGACACUAUGUCUCUAUGA
Molecule: messenger RNA, 291 nt
Organism: Penicillium maclennaniae
Lineage: Eukaryota; Fungi; Ascomycota; Eurotiomycetes; Eurotiales; Aspergillaceae
Exons: 1
Coding region: 1-291 (96 amino acids)
Source: RefSeq, a predicted model, not a curated record